AUGGACCACCACCUCCUCGCCCGUCGCCUCGGCGCGCCUCCUCUCCUCGCCAUCCUCUCCUGCCUGGCGCUCAUUCUCGCCGGGUGCAGGAGCAGCAGCGCGCACGCAGGCCCAGCCCCGCGCCCGGUCUUCGCGUUCCCGGCCGCCGCCGCGGCCACCAAGGCGCAUGCAGUGGCACGCCACCACGAGCGCCUGCGCGUCGCGCUAGACGCCGCCGCCACGCGCGUCGGCGAGGCGCUCGGCGCGCUGGCCGCCGUCACGCCGGCCUCCUCCUCCUCGUCGCCGGCGCUCGCCGCGGCCGCCCGGGAGGACUGCGCGGAGCUGCUGGACGAGGCGCUCCAGCUCCUGGCCGGCGCGAGGGCGGCGCCCCGAGCGGCCCGGGGCGACGCGCUCACGUGGCUCUCCGCCGCGCUCACUAACCACGACACCUGCGCCGACAGCCUCGCCGAGGCCGGCGCGCCGCUCCAAGCGCACCGGCACCUCGCCGCCGCCCGCGGCGUGGUCCGCGACAGCCUCGCCAUGUACGCCUCGUCCACCACCGCUGCAGCGGAGGCCGCCACCGCCACCGGAGCAACAACCGAGGAGGCCGGCGGCGCGGCGGGCCUCGUCCGCAGCAGCUGCAAGAACGAGACGGCGAGACGGCAGGGCCCGUGCGGUUUCCCUCGGUGGCUGCCGGCGAGGGACCGGCGGCUGCUGCUGGCCCCCGCGGCGUCGCUGGCCGGGAGCGCCGACAUUGUGGUCGCCAAGGACGGCACGGGGACGCACGCCACCAUCGCCGACGCCGUCAAGGCGGCGCCCGAGUGCAGCGAACGCCGGACGGUGAUACACGUCAAGGCGGGGCGGUAUGACGAGAACGUCAAGGUCGGGAUGAAGAAGACCAACCUGGUGUUCGUCGGUGACGGCAAGGGCGUCACCGUCGUGGCCGGCAACCGCAGCGUCGCUGACAACUACACCACCUUCCGCACCGCCACCUUUGCCGCGUCAGGGUUCGGGUUCAUGAUGCGCGACAUGACGGUGGAGAACUGGGCGGGGCCGGCGAGGCACCAGGCGGUGGCGCUGCGCGUGAGCGCCGACCGCGCCGUCGUCCACCGCUGCAGCAUCGCCGGGUACCAGGACACGCUGUACGUGCACUCCAACCGCCAGUUCUACCGCGACUGCGACGUCUACGGCACCGUCGACUUCGUCUUCGGCAACGCCGCCGCCGUGCUGCAGCGCUGCAACCUCUGGGCGCGGGUGCCGCUGCCGGGCCAGAAGAACACCGUCACCGCGCAGAGCCGGAACGAGUCGUGCCAGCUCACCGGCAUCGUCCUCCACGCUUGCCGCCUCCUGGCCACGCCAGCAGCGGAAGAAGGCCUCGUCGCGCCCACGGCGUACCUGGGCCGGCCAUGGAAGCCCUUCUCCAGGGUGGUGGUGAUGCUGUCGUUCAUCGGUCCGCACGUGCCGCCGCAGGGGUGGCUGGAGUGGAACGCCAGCAGCACUCCGUACGCACUCGACAGGCUCUACUUCGCCGAGUACAUGAACUACGGGCCCGGCGCGGGGGUGGCCGGCCGCGUGCCAUGGCCCGGCCACCGCGUCAUCAACAGCACCGCGGAGGCGGAGAGGUUCACGGUGGCGCGCUUCAUCGACGGCGCGUCCUGGCUGCCGGCCACCGGGGUCUCCUUCGUUGCCGGGCUCUCGCUGCUGUAA
Messenger RNA from Miscanthus lutarioriparius, 1686 nucleotides. Lineage: Eukaryota; Viridiplantae; Streptophyta; Magnoliopsida; Poales; Poaceae. The record is from the annotation of a GenBank genome assembly.